This is a messenger RNA of Ochotona curzoniae (black-lipped pika), 2897 nucleotides long. It is a transcript of the gene RGS4, whose product is annotated as regulator of G protein signaling 4. The transcript is spliced from 5 exons. Bases 135 to 752 code for a protein of 205 amino acids. NCBI's taxonomy places the organism in Eukaryota, Metazoa, Chordata, Mammalia, Lagomorpha, Ochotonidae. The record is from RefSeq and is a predicted model, not a curated record.
GCUGAGGAGCCAGACGCUCCCGGAUUCUGAGAGCAUCUUUGCUGGGGAAAAGGCAAAGUGUGCUCAAAGCGGAAGCCACAGCUCCUCCUGCUGCUUCUCUUCGCUGCUAGGUGAAUCCCACGCAGCUCUACAAGAUGUGCAAAGGACUUGCAGGUCUGCCAGCUUCUUGCCUGAGGAGUGCAAAAGACAUGAAGCACCGGCUGGGCUUCCUGCUCCAGAAGUCAGACUCCUGUGAACAUAACUCCUCCCACAGCAAGAAGGACAAAGCGGUGACAAGCCAGAGAGUGAGUCAAGAGGAAGUCAAGAAAUGGGCUGAAUCGCUGGAAAACCUGAUUAGCCAUGAAUGUGGGCUGGCAGCUUUCAAAGCUUUCUUGAAAUCUGAAUACAGCGAGGAGAACAUUGACUUCUGGGUCAGCUGUGAAGAGUACAAGAAAAUCAAGUCCCCCUCUAAAUUGAGUCCGAAGGCCAAAAAGAUCUAUAAUGAAUUCAUCUCAGUUCAGGCAACAAAAGAGGUGAACCUAGAUUCCUGCACCAGGGAAGAGACAAGCCGGAACAUGCUAGAACCUACGAUCACCUGCUUUGACGAGGCCCAGAAGAAGAUCUUCAACCUCAUGGAGAAGGAUUCAUACCGUCGCUUCCUCAAGUCCCACUUCUAUCUUGAUUUGGCCAACCCUUCCCACUGCGGGUCAGAGAAACAGAAAGGAGCCAAGCAUCCUGCAGACUGCGCCGCCCCGUUCCCCCAGUGUGCCUAAUUCUCUCCGGGGGGUGGAUGGCUGACAUGCUGAGACUCUAUGUUCUGGAAAACUUGAGGCCAGUGCUUUAUCCACAUUGUAGCCUAGUGUUCAUGCUGCCUGCCAUGUGUGAGUCACUUUCAUGGGAGAACUAGGUUUAGUCUUGGUGUUUGGGAGUUCAUCAGGCUGGGACCUGGUUCCAACCCAGCUUUGCCAAGUUCCUCUUAGAAUGCCAUGUGAGCAAGUAUUCAGAUAAUGGCCUUGGGGCUUGGGGUCUUCAGAGAUUGUUGAUGCUUCCUCCUCCCAAGAGUUUGAGCUCAAGUUGGUUGGUUGAUACAUGUCAUGUGACAUUCAAGUGCACAUGUUUUCUGUUAGCCAGCAUUUUCUCCAGACUCCAGAUAUCUGGAUGAGGCUAAUCUGACAUACCUAUGUACAUGUGUGUGUCUAUAUACACAUGUGUGUUUUUCUGUAAGAAUAGCUGGGAGGGAAAGAGCCUAGGUGCUCAUAACUGGAGUGUAUGCACUUACAUGCCUGUUCCGAUCUGUGGUCUUUCAUACUCAUUUGUACAGGGAAAACUGAGCUAACUACCAUGUAGGCUAAGAAAGGAACACCAACUGUGGAAAAUUGGCUCUGUAAAACUGCAUGGGUCUUUCUGGAAAAGUAUCCAUGAAACUUCAUGCUUAAUUUAACCACCAGUAGCCUCCGCAUUAAGCACUAUUUGACAGAGCAAAGACCACAAAAGAAUCAUACAUCGGACUGACACAGGACUGACCUAGGUUGAUGGUCAUUAGCGACACUCCUCAGUCCCUUAAGCUGCUGGCUCCUGCUCUUUGCCUGAGUGCUCAGGGCAUACUUAUUAGCAGCUGGGUUGGUAUGGGCUUAGGAAAUGGAAUAAUUGAGCUGAAUGAAGAAAUUCAGUUAAAGUCUUUCUAGCUAUACUUGCCAUAAUUUCCUGGCUAAGCAAGAGUAUCAACCGCAAAGGUCCCUGUCUUGAUCCUCUCUCCUUCCCCCUCUCUCAAUCAAGGUGCUUUUCUCAUUUUCGGUCCUGAGAACCGUAGCCACCGGAUGUCUCCUUACUUUGUUCUGGUUAGCUGGCAUUUCCCCCUGGGAGGGUUGUAGCUCUAUGCCUGCGCGUACAAACUGGCAUGAGGGAAGAGGCUACAUUAUAUAAAAGGGGACACAGGUUCACAAACCAGAAAGCUCUUACAAGGCAAAAUCUUGUUCAUUCCAUCCCAAACAUCAAGACUAACCAAGACUGUAGAUGCUUCUUUAUAGGCUCAGUGACAACAAGAGAAUAAAAGAAAAAAAAGAAGGAAUUGCAGAAAGCAAGCAAGUCAAUUGUUACAACUACUGUUUGAAACUUUUCAAGGCACGUGAAAUACUUGAAAAUUUCUCCUUUAUGUUAUUUAUGAUGUUGUUUUGUACGAUGUUUUUAUUAUUGUAUUGUUUUAUAAAUGGAGUAUAGGCUAUUAUCUGAAUUAUUAAUGAAUGCCCAGGAAGUAAUUUUCUUCUCAUUCUUCUAAAACUACUGUCUUAGAGAGUGUACGCACACUCGGCACCUGCAUUCUUUCUGUGACUUCGGUAUCAGUUGCCUGCAUGAGCACAAUCGUGGCUUCUAAGCCAAUGCACUGGGCUGCAGAAUAAGACACCAGAGUCUGUGUACCCAAGGCUCAUUGCAUUUAAGAAGUACAAUCACUAAUUGUACCUUUCUUACCUCUCUGGCGGUCUUGCUCCUGAUGUCCCCCAAAGUUCCUCAUCAGUGACCCUCUUUGAUAUAAACAGCUCCACAAUUCUGGUUUUUUUUUUGAGUAACUUCUGGAUCCAAACGCAUACACUCUGCUGGUCUUGCCCUAUUGUCAUUGUCAUGCCUUUGAUAUUGUACCUGUACUCACGUAUUCCUGUCUCAUAAACAGACCUCGGAAAGUCAUUCUGAAUGAGAAGUAAAUUAUUUUAUGUAAUACCUUUUGGAGCGUGUUCUUUCAUUGCCUUUCCGGAUGGUGCCAUUGCCCUUUGCUAUGGUGAACUUGCUUGCUCCUGGUCCAGGGAGGGAAGACUCCCUCCACAAUGCAUGCUUGUUUCUCUCCUGUGCUUUUAUGGGCCUCAAAGAGUAUCUUUCCAGUGCACCACUUGCAUCUUAAUAAUACGAGUAAAUAAAUGCUUCGCACA